UUUUGAAAUAACAAAAUAUUUAUUUUUUUUUCGCGCAUAUUAUUUAAUUGUGAAAAUAAAAAUUUCCAUUGAAAUGGAUAAUCAAAUUGAACCAACAGGGAAUAGCGCGACUCUCCAUAGCAACUCGGCCACCGUGGAUUACGUAAAUUAUGAUUAUCCGCAACCAUCCAAACGUGGUCGUGGCUAUGCGCCAACGGGCGAGUUCGAUUUGAGUCUYAUACGAGAAUUUCGUGCACGUCCUGGCUUUUACGACCGCAAUUCAGCCAGUUUCAAGGACAAACUGCAUACAGCGCAUCAAUGGCAGGAGAUUUCCAACAAAUUGGGCUUUGAUGUGUCCUUGCUGAAGGAUCGCAUGCUACAGCUGCGCAAUCGCUAUAAUCUGGAGAAACGUCGCCUCGAGCAAGUACGUGAUGAGAAUCCUGGCCAAAAUAUUGAAUCACCAUGGCCGCUGUUUCAACAUUUGCAUUUCCUCUCGGAACACAUACGGCCGCGUCGUUCGUACAAAAGCAUGCAACCGCGUACAUCGCUGGCAGACACCGGCGACGAUGAUGAUGAACAACAGCCCAGUAGUCGUCAGCAACAACCGGAACAAUAUCUGCAACAACAAACACUGAAUUCAACAGCAGCGACAACUGCCAAUCGUGAUUCRUAUAGCGAUGGCGGCGGCGAGGGUGGUGGCAACAACAGCAGCGCCGAUAUGGCAACAUUCGCUAAUGGUCUGCUAGCCGUUAAAAUGGAGGAACCCGAUGCAGAUGAUGCAAAUGCCGCCGAUGAAGAAUCCGCUAGUCAGAGCGGUGACGACACCCGCAGCGCGCAUCCCUUGAAGCUAAGCGCCGCUUCGACAUUGCUCAGCAUGCAACAACGCCAGCCACAUUCCAGAUCGCCAUAUAAUAGAAGCCAUCAUGCUGCGACGUCAUCGUCGUUGGACGCCUUAAGUAAGCGUCCAUUGAAAUAUUCCGCCUCACCUGCACCACUACAACCGCCAGCAAUCAAAAUACGCCGUUUGGAUACAAUGCAAGAGCGCACUUCGUCGUCCGGUGGCGUUGGUUUGCAUUCACAAUCGCGUACAAACAUUCCACAUAGUACAUUCAAUACCAGCCACAAUAAUGACAACAAUAAUACAAACAAUGCUGUUGGCCAGCGUAAGGAGCUGCAACAGCAACAACAGCAGCAGCAGCAUACUUUAGCGUCAGCACGUUCAGCUUACAACAAUUUACAAAUCAAUCGUCGUUGUUUGAGCAUUUCCGAGCAGAAGUAUGCCGCUUUUGGUGAAUUCGUAUCUGCUUCGCUGUUGGAGUUACCCGCGACUCGUGCACUGCAAUUGGUGGAAAAGUUCACUUCGGAGGUGGUGCGUGUGCUGUUGGAUAGUAAGGAGAAGAGCACACAAGCGCCAGCGCAACAAAAUGCGAUUCAGCCGCAAUUAACGCUGUCCGCUACGCAACCAUUUCAGCAAAUUAACGGCAACAUUGGCGAAGCAGUGAAUGGUGUUUGAAUAUACUGCUGCAUACACUCUUAAUAAAAUACAACUAAACAUUA
Messenger RNA from Bactrocera latifrons, 1536 nucleotides. RefSeq lists its product as uncharacterized. The coding region runs from base 74 to 1492 and encodes 472 amino acids. The record is from RefSeq and is a predicted model, not a curated record. Gene Ontology annotation, biological process: regulation of transcription by RNA polymerase II. The transcript is spliced from 4 exons. Lineage: Eukaryota; Metazoa; Arthropoda; Insecta; Diptera; Tephritidae. Gene Ontology annotation, cellular component: nucleus; transcription regulator complex.